Humulus lupulus (European hop) is the source of this 1593-nucleotide messenger RNA. Its product is annotated as zinc finger BED domain-containing protein RICESLEEPER 3-like. NCBI's taxonomy places the organism in Eukaryota, Viridiplantae, Streptophyta, Magnoliopsida, Rosales, Cannabaceae. Gene Ontology annotation, molecular function: DNA binding. Bases 1 to 1593 code for a protein of 530 amino acids. The record is from RefSeq and is a predicted model, not a curated record. The transcript has 3 exons.
AUGGAUAAGUUUCUUACUCCAACUUCCACCCAAUUAGGUGAAGUGCUUGAUACCACAAAUACUACCCCAAACACCACCACGAACAUUACCCCAAACACCACCACAAACACAACUCCUAUUGAGCUUAAGUCACCCAAAAAAGAAGGCAGUGAUGAACCAACCAAAUCUAGGAAAAAGCCAACUAGGAACUCUACUGUUUGGGAUCACUUUACAAAAGUGAAGGAUGGGAAUCCUAAAGACCCUAGAUGCACUUGUAAUUAUUGUGGGAAAGAUUAUGCUUGUGAUAGUAGGAGAUUUGGGACAAGUAGUUUGUGGGUCCAUUUAAACAACCAAUGCAAGAAGUAUCCAUAUAGGGUAGCUGAUAUAAAACAAAAAUUGCUUUCAUUUCAAAGUGCUAAUGAUGGAGAGGAAAAUUUGUUGGCUGUGACAUUUAAUAAGGAGAGAUGUCGAAAAGCCUUAGCUCAGUUUGUGGUGAAGGAUGAGCAAGCAUUUAAUGUAGUAGAACGUAAAGGUUUUAGGGAGUUUGUUCAGGAGUUGCAACCCAAGUUUCUUGUCCCUAGUAGAAUGAUUGUUACUAGGGAUAUCUACCAGUUGUUUUGUGAUGAGAGGGUUAAGUUGAAGAAGGAGUUAACCAAGGGAGUAGAAAAGAUUUUUGUUGUGACUGUUGAUAAUGCAUCAGCUAAUGAUGUAGCUGUUGGUUAUGUAAAGAGGAAGGUUAAUGCAUGGAAUGGGUCUGUUCUUGAUGGUGAGUUUAUGCAUUUGAGGUGCGGUGCUCACAUAAUAAAUCUAAUGGUGAAUGAGGGGUUGAAAGACAUGCAUGAUUCAAUUGCUGCCAUUCACAAUUGUGUGAGAUAUAUUCGGUCAUCUACUGCAAGAUUGCAGAAAUUUAAAGCUUGUGUGGAAAGGGAAAGAAUUGAUUACAAGGGGUGGCUGGUUUUAGAUGUCCCUACAAGGUGGAAUUCCACUUUUAUGAUGUUAAAUGUGGCUCUUAAAUUUGAAAAAGCUUUUGCAAGGUAUGAAGAGGAAGAUGAUAAAUUUUUAAGUUUCUUCAUGGAAAAUGAAAAUGGGAAGAAAAGGAUUGGACCACCUAGUUCUAGUGAUUGGGAGAGUGCUAUGAUUUUUGUUAAAUUUCUUUCCACUUUGUAUGAAGUUACUCUAAAAUUUAGUGGCACCUUGCAUGUAACUUCCAACAGCUUCUACCAUGAGAUUUGUGAGAUUCACACUCAAUUGAGUGAUUUGGCUGCUAGUAGUGAUCCUUUGUUAUCGACCAUGGCUGCUAGUAUGAAAAAGAAAUAUGACAAAUAUUGGGGCAAUUCAGAGAACAUCAAUCCUUUGUUGUUUUUGGCUGUUGUGCUUGAUCCAAGGUAUAAGUUGAAGUAUUUGAAGUAUUGUUUUGAGACUGUUUAUGAUGCUGAAACCGUUGCUAAGAUUGUUGUCAAGGUGGAACAAAUCCUUCAACGAUUGUACAAUUGUUAUAAUGUUGAGGGUGAGAGUGAUGGUGAUAAGGUUAGCAAAAGUGACUCACCACCAAAGAGCGAUGGCAAAGAAACUCAUAGGAGGGGAUUAUUGGAAAAUUAUUUGCAACAACAAUAA